UAUGCCCAAAUCACUGUAAACAGGAGUGUUAUGUGUUUGCAGGGUGUUAGAUGAGGUUGAUUUUAAGUAGAUAAGCUGCCCACCCACUAAAUUUACGUGUAGUAGAUACUGUUCCAUAGAAAUAUCUAUUCAAAUAGCGUGAUGGGCGAAGAGGAAGAUGGAAGGCCACCCGGGCCUCCCGGGCCUUCUACAUCGACCCAGGGAUAUCAUGGUACUGGACUUCCAUAUGGCCCGCCAUAUAUGAUGCCUACAUAUCCAAAUCCAUAUCCGUAUACUUGGGGUAGCCAGCAUUUCGCCAUGCCACCCUUUGGGCCAACCAUGCCAUACCCUAUGUCGAGAAAUCUGGAUGAGCUGAGAGAAGGUGAAGAUACAACCCAGCGGGAGAUGCCGCAUGAUGAACCAACAAUGCGAAAUCCAAAUUUCCCAAGUGGCUCAUCAUCUAUGCAAUUUAGUGUUGAAAGUGAAGAGAAUGUAACCCGGGAAACUUCACCCGUCAUAAACUUGGAAUCCCCAAAUGCGGAGGAGAUGUUUGAAGAUUCAGACGAAGAUAAUAAAGUUGAGCCUCCGAAAGCUGGUAUGAAAUUUGGGUCUGAUAAAGAGGUUUUAGUGUAUUACAAACGAUAUGCCAAACAAGAGGGUUUUGGUGUUAUUAUAAGAAGGACGAAGAGAGAUAUAGAUGGGAGUCCAAAGUAUGUGACGAUAUCGUGUGCACGUGGCGGAAAGUACUAUCCUAGUGUCGAUCGCAAUUUAUCAAAGCCACGGCCGACGACAAAAACGGAUUGUAAGGCGAAGGUUAAUGCUCGCCUUGUGAAUGGGGAAUGGGUGUUGACCAGUGUCGAUCUAGUUCACAAUCAUAGUACUGUUAGCCCUAAGAAAUCCCGAUUUUUUCUUGCUCAAUAA
This is a messenger RNA of Carya illinoinensis, 900 nucleotides long. Its product is annotated as protein FAR1-RELATED SEQUENCE 5-like. The record is from RefSeq and is a predicted model, not a curated record. The coding region runs from base 142 to 900 and encodes 252 amino acids. Lineage: Eukaryota; Viridiplantae; Streptophyta; Magnoliopsida; Fagales; Juglandaceae. The transcript is spliced from 5 exons.